Penicillium daleae is the source of this 924-nucleotide messenger RNA. Its product is annotated as S1/P1 nuclease. Gene Ontology annotation, biological process: DNA catabolic process. Bases 1 to 924 code for a protein of 307 amino acids. The record is from RefSeq and is a predicted model, not a curated record. The transcript is spliced from 3 exons. Gene Ontology annotation, molecular function: nucleic acid binding; endonuclease activity. NCBI's taxonomy places the organism in Eukaryota, Fungi, Ascomycota, Eurotiomycetes, Eurotiales, Aspergillaceae.
AUGAACCUUCUACUUCCCCUCCUAAGUUUUAUUUACUCCUUCCAGCCAGUUGCUUGCUGGGGAGAUCUAGGGCACCGCACUGUCGCCUACCUUGCCCAGAAAUACCUUAGCAAUGAGGCAGCACAGCUCGUAGAUGUUCUCCUGCCUAGUAGUAACGGGGAGGAUAUCUCAGAUGCGGCAGUUUGGGCUGACGCAAUAAGACCCCACUUUCCAUUUACCAGGCCAUGGCAUUUCAUUGACGCCUUGGAUCAUCCACCCGAGUCCUGUCAAGUGUCCUUUACGUCGGAUUGUGGUAGUGCUGGAUGCAUAGCAUCCGCUAUUCAAAACAUGACAAAUCGGAUUAACGAUGAUAAGCUAGAUAAGGAUGAACAAACCGAAGCUCUUAAGUUUCUCAUUCAUUUUCUCGGUGACAUACACCAGCCGUUGCAUGUGGAAGCAUUGGAUCGCGGAGGUAACGAGAUCCAUGUAUGCUUCGACGGUCGGUGUGGCAGAGACGAGAACCUCCACGGUAUCUGGGAUACAGACAUUCCUCAUAAAAUUAACGGCCUAAAGCAUAAUCUAAAACAUAAUGAGGAAAAAGAGCCGGCUGCACAAUGGGCAGCAACCCUCUUUCAGACAAACAGGUUCAGGCCUCGUCAUGCAGAGUGUUCAGACAUUCAGAAUCCUUUGGAAUGUGCUAUGCUGUGGGCAAGGGAGACGAACAGACUGAAUUGUGAUUACGUCUUGAAAAAUGGCGUCAACUGGCUCGAAGACAAUGAUCUUGGUGGUGCUUACUACGUUGGUUCUGCCCCUAUUGUGAACGAACAGAUCUACAAAGCCGGAGUCCGCUUGGCCACAUGGCUAAACGCUCUGGCAGCACAAAGGUCAUCAAUGGGUAAGCUUGUUAAACAAGGCGGAAAAGGGAGAGCUUGUUUUGAGCUCUGA